CGACGUAUUUGCACCAGAAUUUGAAAUUUAGGUUCUUCUCUUCUACUUAAGCAAUCAAAUUACGCAGUUGAUCUGUUACUCUUAUUAUGGCAACAAAUACAAAGCCAGCCGUUCCAAGUAUACAAGAUCGUGAAGAUGGACAAGCUGUUGGUGGGAGACGGUCACAGGUCAGCGUUGAUUCUGUGCUUCCAACGUCUGCCGGACUCUCGCAGCCUGCUGGCCAGUUACUGAAAGGUGCAACUGAUGACGAGGGAAAAUUGAAGGCUGCAGCACUCAUGGUUGGCAUUAAACUAGACCUAGAAGCUGAGAUCCACCUAACUGCAAGGGUGAGAGGUGAUAUUACUAUUGGUCUGUAUUAGAAUCUGGCCG
Messenger RNA from Verruconis gallopava, 369 nucleotides. RefSeq lists its product as uncharacterized. The transcript is spliced from 3 exons. The coding region runs from base 87 to 359 and encodes 90 amino acids. Lineage: Eukaryota; Fungi; Ascomycota; Dothideomycetes; Venturiales; Sympoventuriaceae. The record is from RefSeq and is a predicted model, not a curated record.